CUACAUAUCCUCCUUCCCCGCCGCUCUCCCCUGCUCUGGUGCUGCCUAUGCUGAUGUUGUUACAUCACACUGGCUCACAGACUGACUGCUGAAGCUACUGCAUAGCAGACACGGACCCCAGACCUGCAGAAUAUAUCUGAAUAUCUCUGGAUCCGAAUUUUGCCUAUUCUGUUUUAUUUCUGUGUGAUUUUUAUUUGUUUAUUCGGAAUAUUAAUUUCGGGAGGAUGUAGGUAGAUCGCAGUGCGAGAGAUUCCACAUACCGCUAGUCGGGGGAAAAAAGAAGACUAAAAAAAACAGCAGAAAAAGGCGACAAGCGAAUCAUGACAGAUGGACUAUCUAAAUCCUCACGCAGCACCAGUAACCUUUCCGAGGGACUUUUAUCUCUAACGCGGCUAAUAACCCAGUACUGUGUACCAUAAUCUGAAAAUAGCAUUAGGCAGCGCUCAGAAAACACUGCAUUGCUGCUGAAGGAUGAAAAACAACGGCAGCACAUCCGCAGUCUUCCGCAAGCAGAGGAAUUUCCAAAACAAGUUUGUCUGUCUUGUCUGACUGACUUGCUUGGAAGUUGACACAAAUAUUAGUAUCUCUCUUGAGUGUUGAUAUUGAAUAUUUAUUUUGAAAAUAUAAAUAUAAUCCUCCGUCUCAGCAACUGUGUGUGACAUAUGGUCCAAAUGUAACAGGCACUGCACCUGUGCCCAGUCAAUAACAGGUUACGCCCAUGUAAAAUGGAGGAUAGCUUUGAUUGCGACUGUGGUGAGCUUGAGCCACCCGAUUGUUGAGGGCCAGACUACUCUGUGAAGACUAAAAGGCAAGACACCAUUUUGGAUGAGCGGUAGUUUCAAAAGGAAGAAGAUUAAGUAAAUACAAAAAAUACAAAAAAAAAUAGAAUUUAAAAUUGUAGUGCUUUUUGGCGCAAUUAGAAUCAAUGCAGCUACACAGAGUGAGUCUAUCACUGAAUAUAUCUGUACUGUGAGGAUGCAACGAGAUGCUGCUGUAGGUUUUGAAUUGGCCUCUUGCGUUCAUUCCAUUAUCACUGGCUGUUAAACACUAAACGCCUAAAAACGGUUUAAUAACCAGAGAAGCGCCAAAAAAAAAAAACGAUUUUGAAAAAGUUAUUCAUAUUAGGCCUGGAAAAACUUGCACCAUUUGUCAAACAAACAUGACUUUCUACUUUGGUUGUGAGUCAGAGAGCCGUGUGAUUCUGUGAGGGUUAGACAGGGGGAAACAGUAGUCUUCUGUAAGGGUUGUAUCACCCACAUUUAUAUUUUCACAAUAUUACACACCAGUUAAGACCUUCUUUAGCUUAUUACCAGUCAGUUUGUCCAUUUUGUAUUGAACAACCCCAAAGUCAAUAGAAACUUAGUCAAAACAUCAAAUCCAAGAUGGCGGAGAAGUUUGAGUCUCUGAUGAACAUCCAUGGGUUUGACCUGGGCCCACGUUACAUGGACCUGAAGCCUCUGGGCUACGGCGGGAACGGCCUGGUGUUCUCAGCCGUUGACACGGACUGCGACAAACGCGUGGCAGUGAAGAAGAUCAUCCUGACGGAUCCUCAGAGCGUCAAACACGCCCUGAGAGAGAUCAAGAUCAUCAGAAGGCUGGACCACGACAACACUGUCAAGGUAUUUGAGACGCUAGGGCCCAGCGGUCGUCACCUAACAGAGGACAUGGUCUCUCUGACAGAGGUGAACUCUGUGUACAUCGUCCAGGAGUACAUGGAGACAGACCUGUGUCAGCUCCUGGAGAGGGGUCUUCUCUCUGAGGACCACGCCAGACUCUUCAUGUACCAGCUGCUGAGAGGCCUCAAGUACAUCCACUCUGCCAACGUACUGCACAGAGACCUGAAGCCUGCCAACUUGUUCGUCAACACAGAGGACCUGGUGCUGAAGAUAGGAGACUUUGGGCUGGCCCGGAUCAUGGAUCCUCACUACUCACACAAGGGUCAUCUUUCUGAGGGUUUGGUGACUAAAUGGUACCGGUCUCCUCGCCUGCUGCUCUCCCCUAACAACUACACCAAGGCCAUUGACAUGUGGGCUGCCGGAUGCAUCUUCGCCGAGAUGCUCACCGGGAAAACGCUCUUCGCAGGAGCCCAUGAGCUGGAGCAGAUGCAGCUGAUCCUGGAGUCCAUCCCUGUGCUGAGAGAAGAGGACAGGCAGGAGUUACACAGUGUUAUCCCCGUCUUCAUACACGGUGACAUGUCCCAGCCACACAACCCACUGGCCAAGCUGCUGCCCGACGUCAGCCCACAGGCCCUGGAUUUCCUGCAAAAGAUCCUGACCUUUAACCCCAUGGACCGUCUGACAGCAGAAGAAGCCCUAGCCCACCCCUACAUGUCUGACUACUCCUUCCCCCUGGACGAACCCGUCUCCCUGCACCCCUUCCACAUAGAGGAUGAGGUGGAUGAUAUCUUACUGAUGGACCAGGGUCACAGCCACACCUGGGACAGGUACCGUGACAGCCAGCUUUCUGAAGGGGACUGGCACCUCCACACCCACAGCACUCUGGACACUGACGAGGUACAGGUGGAUCCUCGGGCUCUGUCUGACCAAACUGACGAGGAGGAGGUCCAGGUGGACCCUCGUAAGUAUGCAGACGGAGACCGGGAGUUCCUGGACGAUCCUUCCUACGGCUACUCCUCCCUCUUCACUCCCGAACGCUCGUGGCCCGACCCCGAUGACGAACACUUGGACCUUCACCACGAGAACAAGUACUGUGACCUGGAGUGUUCCCACACCUGUAACUACAAGGUGGCGUCUCCAUCCUACCUGGAUAAUCUGAUCUGGAGGGACAGCGAGGUCAACCACUACUACGAGCCCAAACUCAUUAUAGAUCUGUCCAACUGGAAGGAGCAGCAGAGUAGAGAGAAACAAGCCCAGGCUGCAGGCAGAGACAAGGAGCACAAGGCCCAGAAGAGCAAGUGUGAGAAGAACGGCCUGGUGAAGGCUCAGAUGGUUCUACAGGUAGAGAAGGGCCCCGUGGAGAAGGACUCCCAGCAAGAGAAGAACCAGACCCAAACUACUCAACAGAAUCAAGGCUUUGACUUUGACUCCUUCAUCGCCGGCACCAUCAAACUGAGCCUGCGAACUGAGCCCAGCGACGUUGGACUCCUGGGGGACGUGGGCCUCCUGAGCGAGGUGGGCCUCCUGAGCGAGGUGGGCCUCCUGAGCGAGGUGGGCCUCCUGAGCGAGGUGGGCCUCCUGAACGAGCUCAACUCGUCUGUGUCCCAGCUGGAGGCUCCGCGGUCAGGCUCCAUGUCCAAAACCAUCAGCCAGGAGAAGGAGGAGAAGUGUCUGGUCAACUUUGCUCAGGUCAGCAUCACCGUGGGGACCGCUGGGUCUGGGGCGCGUCCCGCACACCCCUGGGAGAGCUUCGGAGGGGGGGAGAGGGUGGAGGAGCGGAGAGGUGGGUGUCUGAUGGACGGGGCGGGGCGCUGGGACGUUGGGAAAGAGGAGCAGCUCCAGAAGGACAGCUCCUACACCAGCUACCUGGACAGACUGUUCAGCAGGAAGGACGAGGGCAGCGGGGAGAGUGCUGCUAGCGCCGACACCCCAGAACCCGAGCCCUCGGAUGUGGGAGGGGAGAGGGAACGGGACGAGGGGGGCUUCCUGGCGCGGAGCGGAGAAAUCAUGUUUAACAUGCAGCUGGACUCUCUGGCGCUGCCGGGGUUCGAUGCUACGACCGACGCGCCGCUCAAAUCCAUCCAGGCCUCCCUCGCCCCCUCCACGGUCAAAUCCAUCCAGGCCUCCCUCGCCCCCUCCACGGUCAAAUCCAUCCAGGCCUCCCUCGCCCCCUCCACGGUCAAAUCCAUCCAGGCCUCCCUCGCUCCCUCCACGGUCAAGUGCUCUCCUCAGAUCGCCCACACAACCUACAGCAGCUUCUUCAAGCAUCUCAAUUAGAAACAUAAACGAUACCAUGCUCCUCACAGUGCAAGAUCUCUAGGCUGGUUCUGUUCUGUUGUCCUUGUAUUUUAUUUCAUUAUGAUAGUAAUGUUAUUUUACUUGAAUCAUUUCAUACCUUAUCGUAUGGCUCCUUUUUAAAAUAUACACUUUUAUUUUGUAUUUUUUUUUUUUUAGUUGUAGGAGUUAAAGGUAAAAUAGACUGGGUUGAAAGUUGCUAACAGAUCAAACAUCAGAGUUAUUACCUCUGGGUUCACUGGGCCUACCUGAGUUGAUCUCCCCAAUUAUCCCUCAGCAUCCACCAACUGGCAGCAUUUACACUGCACCCUGAGUACUGUAGACUAAAGGAGAGGAGGACUGGGGAAGAGAGGUGGAGAAUUGGAUAGGAGAUAAUCGAGGGAGAUGAGAAGUGGUGCUAUGCUAGCUGAACUGUUCAUCCUGCAGCCUUCCCCUGAGCUCAUCACUGAUCUGACACCUGGCUGAAUAAGUGAAAGGAAAGUUUGCACCCUAUUACUUCAACCAAUCUGACCGUCUCAGAUCAGUGAUGUGGUCAACGCAGGAAGAGAUGUAUAGAAAUCACAGCUUUGUAUCUGGGCCAUUCUGGUGUCUGUGACAGCAUGGCCAGGGCCAUUCUGGUGUCUGUGACAGCAUGGCCAGGGCCAUUCUGGUGUCCGUGACGGCAUGGCCAGGGCCAUUCUGGUGUCUGUGACAGCAUGGCCAGGGCCAUUCUGGUGUCUGUGACCGCACGGCCAGGGCCAUUCUGGUGUCUGUGACAGCAUGCCCAGGGCCAUUCUGGUGUCUGUGACCGCACGGCCAGGGCCAUUCUGGUGUCUGUGACCGCAUGGCCAGGGCCAUUCUGGUGUCUGUGACAGCAUGGCCAGGGCCAUUCUGGUGUCUGUGACCGCACGGCCAGGGCCAUUCUGGUGUCUGUGACCGCACGGCCAGGGCCAUUCUGGUGUCUGUGACCGCACGGCCAGGGCCAUUCUGGUGUCUGUGACCGCACGGCCAGGGCCAUUCUGGUGUCUGUGACAGCAUGGCCAGGGCCAUUCUGGUGUCUGUGACAGCACGGCCAGGGCCA
Salvelinus fontinalis (brook trout) is the source of this 4971-nucleotide messenger RNA. RefSeq names its product mitogen-activated protein kinase 6-like. NCBI's taxonomy places the organism in Eukaryota, Metazoa, Chordata, Actinopteri, Salmoniformes, Salmonidae. The transcript has 8 exons. Gene Ontology annotation, molecular function: MAP kinase activity; ATP binding. Bases 1383 to 3893 code for a protein of 836 amino acids. The record is from RefSeq and is a predicted model, not a curated record. Gene Ontology annotation, biological process: intracellular signal transduction; protein phosphorylation; cell surface receptor signaling pathway. Gene Ontology annotation, cellular component: cytoplasm; nucleus.